Rhipicephalus sanguineus (brown dog tick) is the source of this 873-nucleotide messenger RNA. Its product is annotated as monocarboxylate transporter 11. Bases 166 to 873 code for a protein of 235 amino acids. The record is from RefSeq and is a predicted model, not a curated record. Lineage: Eukaryota; Metazoa; Arthropoda; Arachnida; Ixodida; Ixodidae. Gene Ontology annotation, molecular function: monocarboxylic acid transmembrane transporter activity. The transcript is spliced from 4 exons. Gene Ontology annotation, biological process: transmembrane transport.
AGCAGCUUUAUUGUUCUACUGUGCUUUUUUUUUCCUUGGUGAGAGAAAGGUACAGGCAGCGUCUAGCCAUACUUUCAGUUGAAUGUUGUCGGUCGCCAGUUCAACAUCCUCUGUACACAGCGAGACAAGAUUUUCCGCCCGCCCUUCAAGGGCGAAGGGCUUCUCAUGCGAGCCGCAGCCUCCAAUGGCGUUUCUAUCACGAUGGACUCCGACCGAGCGUGGCUCGUGGUCGCGGCUUGUUGCUGCAUCAACGCCUUCGCCUUGGCCGUGAUUCGGUCGGGUGCCAUAGUCUACGUCGGCGUGGCCAGCACCUUUCGGGUGACACGCGAGGAUGCCGCCUGGCCACUGUGCUUGGCCACCCUGUUCAACCUGGCCGCUGGUCCAGUGUCUGGCGUGUUGGCCAGGCGCUUCAACAUAUGCAAGCUGAUGAGGCUUGGCUGUCUCCUGGCGUCGUUGUCGGUGUCAGUCAGCUAUUUUGCCACCGGCGUCCCGUACCUCAGCGUCAGCCUUGGAGUUUUGCAUGGAUGCGGCCUUUCCCUCGUGGCUCUGAGCUACGCUGUCGUCAACCAAAAUGUGAGCCAGUACAGGGCUCUCGCCUCCGGCAUCUCCAAUGGAGGCUUCGUUCUCGGCGGCAUCCUCUUCCCGCCGCUUGUGCAGUACCUGUUCGACGUUUACGGAACGAGAGGCGGACUCCUCGUUUUCGGCGCUGUCAUGCUCAACUCGACUGCUGCCGCUCUUCUUACGAGCAGCCCGUAUAGCAGAACUCCGCGAUCGAAGGCUGCUUCGGACUGCACCACUUCCUUCCAUCCCGAAGACGCGGCAGCAGUGCUUCACGACGACGAGUGCGUAUUGAAACGACGAGAAGAUGCAUGA